UAUGGAAGCAAAUCGCGUUGAUGAUUAUCUAAAAUUGGAAAAAAUUGGAGAAGGUACAUAUGGAGUCGUUUAUAAAGCAAAAAAUGUUAAAACAAAUACGCUUGUGGCUUUGAAAAAGCUUAGGAUUGAAAGUGAUGGCGAAGGUAUACCUGGAACUGCUAUAAGAGAAAUAUCAUUACUUAAAGAGAUGCAACAUGAAAAUAUCGUAAGUUUAAUUGACGUUUUGAUGGAAGAAAGUAGGUUGUAUUUGGUAUUUGAAUAUCUUAAAAUGGAUCUUAGAAGAUAUAUGGAAAAGUUUGAAGGUAAUUCAGGAAUGUCAAUGUCUUUAAUUCAGAGCUAUUUUCGUCAAAUUCUUACUGGUCUUAGUUAUUGUCACGAAAGAAGGAUUCUACAUAGGGAUUUGAAACCUCAAAAUCUUCUUAUAAACGAAACUGGAAUUAUUAAACUAGCUGAUUUUGGCUUGGCAAGAGCGUUUGGAAUACCAGUUCGAGUUUAUACUCAUGAAGUUGUUACACUAUGGUAUAGGGCUCCUGAAAUUCUAUUAGGUUCUCUCAGAUAUUCAAUUGGUCUUGAUGUAUGGUCGGCUGGUUGUAUAUUUGCCGAAAUGUGUAAUAAAAAGCCAUUAUUUCAAGGCGACUCCGAAAUUGAUCAAUUAUUAAGAAUCUUUAGAACUUUAAGUACACCUUCGAAUAAAAUUUGGCCCGGUGUUGAAGAAUUACCAGAAUAUAAAUCGCUAUUUCCAAAAUGGCGGGAAAACGUAUUAAAUGAAAAAUGCCCUAAUUUGGAUGAGAAUGGCUUAGAUUUGCUCAAAAAAAUGCUGACUUACGAUCCCGCUCAGAGAAUAACUUGUAGAACAGCAUUAAAACAUAUAUUCUUUCAAACUUCAUAUACGGAUUACGAAGAGAAACGAAAUUCAAAUCAAGAGAUUCAAUUAGAAGAAAUUUAA
Messenger RNA from Dimorphilus gyrociliatus, 946 nucleotides. The record is from the annotation of a GenBank genome assembly. Lineage: Eukaryota; Metazoa; Annelida; Polychaeta; Dinophilidae.